AUGGCGCUGUCCACCCCGCUCACCGAGCUCUUCAAGAUCAAGCACCCCGUCAUGCUGGCGGGCAUGGCUGCUCAGCUGCAUGCAGUCUUGGCAACAUCGGUGCAGCACUCAGGGCACAGCGGUGUCGGCUACACACCCGAGGCCCUGCGCAAGACCAUUGGGAUGCUGAAGAAGGAGCUGAAGGACAAGAACGCACCUUUCGGAGUGGACUUGCUGCUGCCGCAGGUCGGAGGUGGGGCACGGAAGACCAACAAAGACUACACGGGAGGAACGCUGCCACAGCUGGUCGAUAUCAUCAUUGAGGAGAAGGCCGCGCUGUUCAUUUGCGCAGUGGGCGUGCCGCCACAAUGGGCCGUCGACAAGUUCCACAACGCUGGCAUCCCUGUCAUGAACAUGAUCGGUGCCGUGAAGCACGUCGACAAGGCUGUGGAAGCAGGUGUCGACAUCAUCUGCGCUCAGGGUGGCGAGGGCGGUGGCCACACAGGUGACACCGCCACAGCCAUCCUGCUGCCAAAAGUGGUCGAUGCUGUCCGGGGAAAGAAGUCGCCACUCACCGGAGGGCCCAUCCAAGUAGUGGCUGCAGGCGGCAUCUACGACGGGCGCGGGCUCGCCUCCGCGCUGGCCAUGGGCUGCACCGGCGUCUGGGUGGGCACCCGCUUCAUUUGCUCCGAUGAAGCCGGCGCGGGCCCCUUCCACAAGCAGCGCAUCAUGGAUGCCGGCUUUAGCGACACCCUGCGAACCACGAUCUACACUGGCCGACCCAUGCGCGUGCUCAAGACCCCGUAUGUCCAGGACUGGGAGCAGAACCGCACCAAGGAGAUGCAGGAACUCCAGGCCAAGGGCAUCCCCCCUUGGGUCUCGGAUGUCAAGAACCUCGGAGACCUCGAAGGUGGCGCCAGCGUGGGCCUCCUUCAGCAGGCUGAGGUCCUCACCCAGGAGGAGAAGAAGAAUGGCUUGCAGCUAAACCGGAGACAGAUCCGUGAGCGCGGCGUCUUUCUGGCCGGUCAAUGUGCCGGGGCCAUCGAGGAUGUAAAGCCCGCCGGGCAGAUCGUGGAGGAGAUGGUCCAGCAGGCCGCAGAGCAGUUGAAAGUAGCAAGCACCUUCCUGGUGUCCAAGCUGUGA
Molecule: messenger RNA, 1122 nt
Organism: Symbiodinium natans
Lineage: Eukaryota; Dinophyceae; Suessiales; Symbiodiniaceae
Source: the annotation of a GenBank genome assembly